AUGGCUUCCAAGGGUGGAUCCAGUGUCCCAAAGUUUUCCUCCUUCAAGCGGAAGACUGAGACACCACCUGCAGUGGAGGAAGAAAAGCAGACUGCGCCCGCCGCAACUAAUGACGAGGUCCGAAGGAAGGACAAGGACAGAUCUCAAAGACGCCAAGGCAUAUCUCAUUCUGAUGUGACCCAACUGCCAGAGCGCGGGUCCAGGAAGGAUGGAAGGAACACCAGGCGCCAGCCUCUCGUUUCACCACAUCCCGCUCAGCCUCAUCAAACCGGAAAUGAUAUCUUCGUCAUUGACAAGACUGGCGAUGGUCUCAUUCGGCGGUAUGGCAGCAACAACCGCUACGAUAUCCCUGGAUAUCGGCGCAUCGGUGCAGGCCGCCUUUUGGGGUCCAAUGCAUUCCUCAGAAUCGACCGUACAAGCGCUCGCCAGGAGUUUUCCCUGCUUGGCUUUGGCGAGGGCAGCUCUGCGCUCAGCCGUCAUCGAAAGAGCGUACUGGCCAACGCCGGGAGGGAAUCAUCAGAUGUGGUUCGAGUUCGGGCUGAUACAUCGGGAAAAUUCACCGGAAGCGAAGAUUUCCUGGCUCUGCGACAGUCGAAGAAACGGAAGCGGGACGAGUCUCUCUCAGAUCACGAGACUUCGGGCGAGGACAAACCCUCCUACAAGUCCAUUCAUGGCAUGAGCAAGAAGCACGAACACUCGGACAGCGAUGAAGCUUACGGAAGUGAUUCCUCAUCGGAAACUGGCCCGCCAGACACCAAUGACCCAGUCAAGCUACGAGGCAUUGAACUAUCUGCUCGCGUGAAAACACAACCAGACGAUAUGGAUGCCUGGAUUGAGCUUGUAGGUCAUCAAGACGUUUUACUCCGGGCCACUGAGCACGGUGAUCGGAGAGCGACGCAGGCAGAGGUCAGAAGCUUUGCCGACAUCAAGCUCUCUCUACUCGACAAAGCUCUUGCGCAUGCCAAGACCCCUGAAUAUACCAGAGCAUUACGGCUUCAGGUUAUGCAUGAGGGCUCGAAGGUAUGGGAUCCCAAAACAUUGACACAGCGCUGGGAGAAUCUUCUGAAAGACCACGGUACAAGUUUUGAGAUUUGGAGGUCAUACGUAAUGUUCAGACAGACCAAUCUAUCAACGAUCCGGUAUGACGAUAUUAAGCGCCUCUAUACCGCCAGACUGCGUGUGAUUGAAGAAGAAAUAGCCUGUUCCAGCUCUGCUUCAGAUAAGCAAGCCUUGUAUGGUCAGAUGGCAGUCGUCUUUCUGGCUGCCACCCAGUUCAUUGCGGAUUCUGGCUUCGGAGAACUCGCGGCAGCAGCAUGGCAGGCUACUUUGGAGUUGAACUUUCACCGCCCGCAAUCUUUGGCUAAUGUCUCCAAGGAUUCGGCCUUGUCAAGUUUUCAAGGCUUCUGGGAAAGCGAGGUUCCGCGCAUCGGUGACGAUUCAGCGCAAGGAUGGGCGAACUUCCACGAUUCGGGCGGGAUGGACGAGGCAACUGAACCUAAGUCGUUCUCUUCGGGCAAAGUUCCCCAAACAAGAGACCCAUACAAGGCAUGGGCGGCUAUCGAAACACAAAGAGCUCAGGACGCUGUGACUCCUGCGCGCACUAUGGACGACGGUACUGAAGAUGACCCCUAUCGAGUUGUCAUGUACUCGGAUAUAGAGGAGCUUCUGGUGUUUAUUGCAACCGAAGCAUUACCCAUAGUACGAGGACAACUGGUCGAUGCAUUUCUCCUGUUCAACCAGCUUCCGGUGGCGUUUGGUACCAGCAAUACCAUCCUCGCCAGUUCGAAGGAUUGCCUAGCCGGUGGCAUCCGCAACUUGCCUAUUACCGCAGGCAAUGACGAAAAGGAGUCGGUCGGAGAAGUCGGCCAGAGUACCUUUCCACAACCAGCAUUUGAGCACCGAUACCAAGCGAUUGCAAAAUCCACUGAAGUGCUGUUCCCAUCACAAUCAUGGUUCAAGUACUUGAGUCCUAUCCGUGGCAUCGUGCCAGCUGCGCAGUUUGGCCUUGUAAUGACUACUGUGAGGCAGCUCGCGUUAUCUUCACACCAGAGUGAAUUUGCAACAUACUGUCUUGCCCUCGAAUGUUAUAACAAUGCUGGUGGCAGCAAAAAAGCUGCAAAGGCUUUGUUGAAACAAGAUGCGGGCAACAUUGAGCUUUACGUGGGUUUUGCCAAGUCUGAAUUCGUCAAAGGGGCCAAGGAUAGUGCCAGGAAUGUUGCAUCUGCCUCCCUAGGCUUACCAUCAUUGUCAUCUCACGAUCGAUUACUGCUUUGCCUUACCUGGGCGUGGAUGGAGAUUGAGGAUGGCCAGUUGAAAGAAAGCCUGCGGAGGCUAUGCCAUGCUUCACAGGACGACCCGUCUGAGGAUCUAGCAACUCCAGCUCAGGUCUUGAAGAUGAAGCAGAUGCUGACAGGGAGCCGCGACCACCUCCUAUCGUCUAGGGAUGCUGAUACUGCCGUCACAUAUGCAAAAGGCUUGGCACUUCUGGAGUAUAUGACUCGGAGUAGCGGCAAAGAGCCUCAGUCUGGGUCACAGGGCGACGUGUGGUCCGCAAUGGCAUCGAUAGAGUCUUGCUCAGCAGAGCUCAUCUCUCGAGGGUUCAGAGAAUCUCCGGCGCACGAGAAACUACUACAGUUCGCUGCUGAACUCCUCUUUUAUCAUGCAAACCACGGUCCAUAUCGACCGGCCUUUCUACGCGAGCACAUUGAACGAUAUAUUACCCUCUUCCCUCAGAACACCAUAUUUCUCAACCUCUAUGCCUGGAGGGAAGAGCGUCUGAGCAUUGACGAUAGGGUCCGGUCGCUCCUAGAUCUGGUCGUUUUAACUAAAGCACACGAUUGCGUCAGUAGUCGAGUCUUUGCGAUCCGCCACGAAAUGGGAACCGGCAAUGUACACUCUACUCGGGCAGCUUUCGAGCGUGCAGUCGAGAGCGAAACGUGUAAGCAUCAUGUCGGGGUCUGGAUAUCUUACAUACGAUACUGUCACCAGAAGAAAGAGCUUCGUUCGAAGGCUAAGGACGUGUUCUAUCGCGCCAUUCAGGAAUGUCCCUGGUCGAAACACGUUUUCAUGGAGGCAUUUGUGACGCUCGCCAGGGAUAUGGACUCUUCAGAACUCAAGUCGGUGUAUAACACGUUAUGCGAGAAAGGCCUACGGGUGCAUGUUGAGCUUGAUGAGUUUGUGCGGUCUUGGAAACAGGACCAAAAGCGUCGAGCUUAG
Neoarthrinium moseri is the source of this 3216-nucleotide messenger RNA. RefSeq lists its product as uncharacterized. Gene Ontology annotation, molecular function: protein binding. Gene Ontology annotation, biological process: regulatory ncRNA-mediated post-transcriptional gene silencing; negative regulation of RNA catabolic process. The record is from RefSeq and is a predicted model, not a curated record. Gene Ontology annotation, cellular component: catalytic step 2 spliceosome. The transcript has 2 exons. Lineage: Eukaryota; Fungi; Ascomycota; Sordariomycetes; Amphisphaeriales; Apiosporaceae. The coding region runs from base 1 to 3216 and encodes 1071 amino acids.